UGUGUGUGUGUGUGUGUAUGUGUGUAAUAUGUGCGUGUGUCUGCGCGGCGGCGGAUUCCCAUCACAAUCCAAGAUGGCGGCGGAGCGGACAGCCGGCUCGGCACCACAGUGACUGACUGACUGACAGACUCGUCGGACGGUUGGAAAGCGUUAACGGUUACACUCGGAGAUUCUGAGUCAUAUUCAGGUCACCUCUCCGGUUCAUUUUUAAUUCUUCCUCCCGGUACCGACAGCGGUGUGAUGAACCAGCACCGGUAGACGUUGACACCGGGGGAAGUUGAGAGUGUGAGGACUAAAUUGCGGGGCAGCCGGCGGGGAUGGGAGAUGAUGGAGGACAAAGGCCCUCGUGUAGCAGACUACUUUGUGGUGGCCGGUCUGACGGACCCGUCCAAGCCGUUGGACCAGGAGAUCCACUUUGAUGACGUCUGCCACAAGACGGCCAAGCCCAAAGCACCGAUCACCGAUGUAGCGGUGGUGAUCCGCUCGAUGGGUGAGGAGGUGCCGCCAGGGUUCACCUGCGUGGAGGAAACACCAACGGGUCAUUUAGCUGAUCUUAACAAUGGCGGUCUCAUGGCGCCCCAGAUCUUCCUGUGCUACAGGAGAGGUCGAGACAAGCCGCCCCUCACUGACCUGGGCGUGCUGUAUGAGUGGAAGGAGCGGCUGAAGCAGGGCUGCCACCUCAUCCAGACCACGCCCGCUGGCCGCCCGGCCAACAUCAGCGGAAACUCCUCCCAGCGCAUCUACGUCACCUACCGCCGGGCACCCGAGAGCCAGCCGCACAGUGCCCUGGCCGUCACCGACAUCUGCAUCAUCAUCCCAAGCAAGGGAGAGACGCCGCCGCACACCUUCUGCAAGGUGGAGAAGAACCUCAACAGCAGCAUGUGGGGCUCCUCUGUCUACCUGUGUUAUAAGAAGUCUGUGGCCAAAACCAACACAAUAGCCUACAAAGCAGGUUUAUUCAGCAGAUAUCCUGAGGAGGACUAUGAGUCAUUCCCUCUGCCAGAGUCUGUCCCUCUCUUCUGCCUUCCCAUGGGGGCCACGAUCGAGUGCUGGCCAGCUAACACCAAAUACUCCCUGCCUGUCUUUUCCACCUUUGUCCUCACCGGAGCCUCUGGAGAGAAGGUGUACGGAGCUGCCAUUCAGUUCUACGAGCCGUUCCCACAGGAGUGUCUGACUGAUCAGCAGAGCUCCCAGCUGGGUCUCCUGAGCCCGGAGCCACAGAAACCCCCCUCCUCCUCUUCCUCCUCUUCCUCCUUGUCCUCUGGUCGUACAGGGACAGCCACCAGCAGCAGCAGCUCCACUAACAGCACCGCAGUUCCACGCUCCGUCUACACCAACAAGUGCAUCUGUCUGCUCUCCCACUGGCCCUUUUUCGACGCUUUCCGCAAGUUCCUCACAUUCCUCUACCGCUACUCCAUCUCCGGCCCCCACGCCCUGCCCAUCGAGAAGCACAUCUGUCAUUUUAUGCACAAAGUUCCCUUCCCGUCCUCUCAGAGGCCUCGCAUCCUGGUGCAGCUUUCUCCUCAUGACAGCCUGAUGUUGAGCCAGCCAGUGUCUUCACCUUUACCACUCAGUGGUGGUCGAUUCUCCACGCUGCUCCAGAACCUUGGACCAGAGAACGCCAUCACCCUGCUGGUGUUCGCCGUCACUGAACAUAAGAUCCUGGUCCACUCGUUACGACCCGCCGUGCUGACCAGCGUCACCGAGGCUCUGGUGUCUAUGAUCUUCCCAUUCCACUGGCCGUGCCCGUACAUCCCUCUGUGCCCCCUGGCGUUGGCCGAUGUGUUGAGCGCCCCCUGUCCGUUCAUUGUGGGAGUCGACUCUCGCUACUUUGACCUUUAUGACCCCCCGCCCGAUGUGAGCUGUGUGGACCUGGACACAAACACCAUCUUCCAUAAUGAAGAUAAGCGAGCCCUCACAUGGAAGAUCCUGCCAAAGAAAGCCUGUAAAAACCUGAUGAAUGUGCUGAGCAAUCUCCACCAGCAGCUGGUCGACGGUCAGCAUCGUCCCGACGGGCUGCUGGAGCUGAGCAUGAGCGACUCGUCGGAGCUGAGCUGCGGGAAGAGCCUCCACACACUGGAGCUGGAGAUCCAGGAGGCCUUCCUGCGCUUCAUGGCAGCCAUUCUGAAGGGCUACCGCUCCUUCCUACGACCCAUCACCCAGGCGCCCUCUGAGAAGGCUACGGACGCCAGUUCGCUCUUUGACCUGCAAGGGUUCCUGAAGAGCCGCGACCGCUCACACCAGAAGUUCUACUCGCUGAUGACGAAGACUCAGAUGUUCAUCCGCUUCAUUGAGGAAUGCUCCUUCGUCAGCGACAAAGACGCCAGUCUGGCCUUCUUCGACGACUGCGUGGACAAACUCUACAGUUCAGAGCGAAGUGCAGACAAAGGAGGCAAGGUGGACAGUGACAGGCCGGAGGAGACCAGGCUGAUAGAGACGGAUGAGUCUCAGCGCAGUGAGCACACCGUCUUUAUCACACCUCCAGAGCUGCCGCCUCUGCCUGAGGGGGAGGAAUAUCCACUCUGCUACAGGUACGAUGGUUUCCCAGUGUUGAGUCUCGACCUGUUUGACCCUGUGGAGGGUCUGCGGACGGCGUCCUCCCGCCUCGCUGCCAGGCACAGCUGUCCCACCAGCCCUGCCCCCAUGUUCAGACGCACCAAGCAGGAGAUCAAAUCAGCCCAGAAGAUCGCCAAGAAGUACUCGUCCAUCCCGCAGCUGUGGUCCAAGUGCCUGCUGCGUCACUGCUACGGCCUGUGGUUCAUCUGUCUGCCAGCGUACGUCAAGGUUUGCCACUCCAAAGUCCGAGCGCUGCGAACCGCCUACGACGUCCUCCGGAAGAUGCAGGCAAAGAAGCUGCAGCCUCCUGAUGAGGUUUGCUACCGGGUGCUGAUGCAGCUGUGUGGACAGUACGGUCAGCCUGUCCUGGCCGUCAGGGUUCUCUUUGAGAUGAAGAAGGCCGGAGUCCAUCCCAACGCCAUCACCUACGGCUACUACAACAAGGCGGUGUUGGAGAGCACAUGGCCGUCCAGCACCAGAGGAGGAUACUUCCUGUGGAUGAAGCUGAGAAACGUCGUUCUGGGUGUGGCGCAGUUCAAGCGGGCGCUGCGGAGACACGCUCCCCUCACACAGAGUCCUCUGUCAGAUGGUAGCGACCUGGACACUGUGAGUCACGGCAGCCUGGAUAGCUCUGCCGACACUAACCUGGCCGACGCCAGUGACUCCGCCAAAGUAGACCCCACUGACGAUAGAUCUAGCACAGGGGAUCAGUCAGAUCUGGGUUAUAACUCGCUGUCCAAAGAGGAGGUUCGGCGAGGAGACCCCGGCGCUCCGGACGCCGCCCCUGACAAAGACGAAAAGAAGGAGAGCGACUGCAGCUCCUUAUCUGAGACAGAGAGUGCCAAGGGGAGUAAAGACUGCCUCCCUCAGCUGGACAUGGAGCUUCACUCCUCCUUCAAACCUCGCGGCAUUGUGCGCAGCAGCUAUCACGACGACUCAACGUGUAAACCCAAGAGCUCCGUCAGUGCAGGUCACGUUGCAGGUCUCCUCUUCACCUCCUCCCUGGACGAGAUCGGCGAGGUCCACACCAACAGUCUGCUGCGGAGACAUAAGAGCGCUCUGGAGGACGUGGUGGGCAGCGCCAGCAGCGGCUCGGCUCUCGACUGGCAAGGCGUCAGAGGACGACGGCUGAGCGGCGACACGGUGGGCAGCAGCGGCAGCGGCACCACCGUCCUCGGCCUCGGCAUGAGCCAGGGAGAAACCGACCCGGAGAAGAUCGCCGGACACCUGGGCGCAGAUGUCAAAAUCCUCUCUGCUGCUAACUUCAGUAAGAGUAAGAGGCCUCGAUCGCUGGCGCUGGGCGGAUUGGAGGGCGCCGCCAGAGGUCGUGAUCACAGAGAGGAGGACGAGGACGAAGAGGAGACAGAAGGACAGGACUCUAGUGAUGAGGAGAGAAGUAACACAGAGGCCAUUUUUGAUUUGGAAGACCUGGAUUUGGACAAGCCCUCCACAGGGGCUGGAACCAGCUCCCACAAAUCCAACAAGUCUCACAAGAAGCCUGUCGCUCGCAGCAUCAGCUACGGCGGCAUCGGCGCCGUUACGUCCAGAGGAGCCGUGAAGCGCACAGACAUCCAGACGGGCUACGACCCGCUCUCCCUGCUGGCUGCAGAGUCGCAGUCCGAGCAGCAGAACGACGACCAGUACCCGGAGGGGGACGAGGCCAGCACGCCGAGCGCCCGCAGGGACCUCGCCAGAGAGAUCGAGCUGUACAUGAACCACAUGGGCAGCCCGCUGAGCAGCCGGACCCCCAGUCUGGACCUGCAGGACCCGGCCAGUCCGCUCCUCUCCACCCCGCCUCGCUCGCCGCCCCCCCGCAGAGCCAGCCUGCCCUACAGCUCCCCCCUCAGGACUACAGGAGUACCGCGCUCCCGCACCUACCACCCGCCCUCGCCCUCCCAGCCCAUCGCACGCCAGCGCCUGUUAUCGUCUCCUUCCUGUCGCAGCUCCAGCACCACGCCCAGCGCCAGCCCUCGGCCCAGCCCCUACAGGGAGCGGGCGGACAGGAUGAGCCUGGCCUCGCCGUCGCCCUCCUCCUCCUCCUUUGCUCUGGACACGCUGCUCACACCAACGCUGGAUGUGUUCAAGACCAGCGUAGUCUCUGCGGGGAAGGGCGUGGCAGAGAAGGCCAGCCGCUGGUACUCCCGUCUCGCCACGUACACCACGCCUACAAAGGACGGCCACAUCGACCGGCUGAGUGUGUCCUCCCUCGGGGUCGGGGAUCCAGACUGCUCCUCCCUGCUGGAUGAGGACUGUGUGGAGUCUGACGGCUCUGUGAUCUCUCCUCAGAGGAACGGCCCCACGGGGCCCCGCAGGAGCCCCAGACGCAGCCCACUCCGCAGCAGACUGGACAGCCCCUCUGCAGCCUCCAGCCUCGGGAGACCCUCGUCUCUGUUGCCUGGUUGUGUCCUGUCGCCUCCCGGCUUCCCGCUGCCGGACAAGUCGGACCUCGGCUCGUCACGCUACACUAGCAACACCAGCAUCUUCAACAACUACGCCAUGGAGCUGCUGAUCUCCAGCUGUUCUCGCUGUAAGACGUGCGACUGCCUCGUUUACGAUGAGGAGAUCAUGGCCGGCUGGACGGCCGACGACUCCAACCUGAACACCACCUGCCCCUUCUGUGGGAACCCCUUCCUGCCCUUCCUCAACGUGGAGAUCAGGGACCUGCGAGGACCCGGCAGGCUUUUCCUGAAGGGCAGCCCAUCGGUGGACGAGGCGAUGACCUCGUCCUACUCCGCCUCCACAGGUUUGGACACGGGGACGUCCACCCUGUCCACCCCCUGUCCUACGACAGCCGUCUUCCCUCCCUCCCCUGUUCACGCUGUCCGGGAGUGCCCCGGGGCUGGAAGGACUCGGUCGACCAGAGCUCAGGGUAUCAACAUCCCCUCGCUGUCCCCCGGAGCGCCCAUGGCCCGCAGCGUUAGCGCCUUCGGUCCUCUGGACGAAGCACCACGAGUCAACCGAUGUGUGCCGACGUCAGGCAGUCUGCCCAGCCGUCUCAACGAGACCACGGACCCGCUGAGUAUGGAGUGGCGCCUCCACAACCCCGAGCCGGUGACGGUGCCCUACCUGAGCCCGCUGGUGCUGUGGAAGGAGCUGGAGAGUCUGCUGGAGAACGAGGGCGACCCGGUGAUCACAGAGGCCGACAUGGUGGACCACCAUCCCAUCAUCUACUGGAACUUGGUCUGGUACUUCAGACGGCUCGACCUGCCCAGCAACCUGCCGGGACUCAUGCUCACCUCAGACCACUGCAACAGGGAAUCACAGGUCCCUCGUCACUGGAUGUCUGAGGACAGUAAACACGUGUUGAUCCAGAUCCUGUGGGACAACCUGAAGCUGCACCAGGACUCCAUCCAGCCGCUCUACAUCCUGUGGAACACGUACAGGCUUAAUUGUACUCUGUUGUUAGAGAACGUGGGUUACCCUCUGUCCCGGCCGGUCCCGGAGGAGGAGAAGCCGUUCAGCGAGGAGCUGCUGCAGAGUGUCGUGAGGAGCAUCCAGAGGAACGACGUCAGCCGGCCAAUGGCUCAGCUGUUGCAGCUGCUCGCUCACACACUGGGAGUCAAGAGGCAAAGGAGUUUGUAUAGAGACAUCCUCUUCCUCUCUCUGGUUGCUCUGGGAAAAGAUAACAUUGAUAUCGACGCCUUCGACCGCGAGUACAAGCUGGCGUAUGACCGCCUGGUGCCGAGCCUGGUGAAGCUGACUCAUAACUGCGACCGUCCGCCCAGCACCGGCGUCAUGGAGUGCCGCAGGACGUUCGGAGAGCCUUACCUGUAAACGCUUCACCGCUUGGAGAAGAGCUCAGGAAAACUUCCCGCUGGAAGGAAGACUGUGAAUGUUUUUAAAGGAAACACGGUACGACAUGUAGCUGAAACAAAAAGACAGAAACAUCACCAACCUGUGAAACAUCCUGUAAAUACACAGCAGUAGAGGAUUUCUUUUUUAAAACACAUUUAUAUUGUAAAGUCACAACAUAUGAAGACUAAUAUUAGCAAUAUUUUAACUUGAACUCUAUUUAUACAAAGUAAGCUUUAUUUAUUGUCGUCUUUGUCGUUUCGACCUGAACGCCGCGCUGCAGUAAGAAACUAGUGUGUUGUUCAUGAUGAGUAGCUGUCUGCUUAAUGAGCUGAGGCAUAAAAAACAUUUAAUUCAUAGUUUAAAUUAGAGCUGCAAUCAUUGGUAAAUCCACAGAAAAAUGUGACAAAACCUCUGGUUCAAACCAUGUUUUGUUUGGUAUGAAUUAAAUAUCUACAGGUUUUUAACUGGUGGUCUUAAAUGUGCUUGUUUUGUCUGACAAAGUGUGCUCCUAAAUGUUUAGAAGGAAAAAAAAGCUAUUGUACAUGUUUGAGUAUAUAAGAGUUGCAAUCAUCAUUAAAUGUUUCAGUCAUUCAAGCAAUAAUAUGAUAAAAUAUCUGGUUUAAACUGUUUUGUAUUGCUUGUGUAUGACAUAAAUUUAAAUAUCUACAGGUUUUUAAGUUUCCUAAAUUUGCUCUUAAAUUUAAAAAUAAUUUCAAAGAAGAGCUGCAAUUAUCAGUAAAUCCACAAUAAAAUAUUAACUAAUUUAAAAGUGGAUUAAUUGUUUCAAAAGUUAUUCAAGCUAAAAUGUGAUAAAACCUCUGAUUAUGGUUUGUUUUACCUGUGUAUAAAACUGAAUUGAAUAAAAACAGUUUGGAACUGUUUGUCAGGCAAAUUUAAGACAAAGUGCUCUUAAAUGUAAAAAAAAAAUUGUAUAUGUUUGAGUCAGGGCAUAAAAAACAAACAAAGGUUAAAAAUUAGAGCUGCAGUUAUCAAUAAAUCCACGGGAAAAACAAGUAUUUUAAUUUGUUAUUCAAGCAAAAAUGUGAUAAAACCCUUUGGUUCCAGCUGUUAUAGCUUAAAAUUACAGCAAAUUAAAUAUAAACAGGUUUUUAACAUAUUUAAGUCAUCAAAGUGUGCUCUUCAAGGUUGAAUAGGAAAAAAAAUGCUAUUGUAUGUUUGAGUCAGAACAUUAGAAAAACAAUUAGUCAUAUAUAAAAUUGUUGUUUUUUUUGUUUUAAACAUUAUUCAAAAGCCUCUGGUUGCAGCUGUUUGUUGUUUGUUUUGUGAUAACCCUUAAAAAUGACAGCAAAUGAAAUAUCUACAGGUUUCUUAACUAUUUCUCAGACAAAAAAAGCAAAUUUAAGACAAAGUGCGCUUUAAAAAUGCUGUUCAAAUGUUUAGUUAAUUAACUGAAUAAAAUGAUCAGAUCAACAACAGUAUCAAUAGUUGCAGCCCUGAUUUAAAAGUUAAAAACCACUUUUUAAAGCUGCCUUUAAUGUUCGUCCAGUAUGUGAAGAUAAAUGUCUGCAGUCGUGCUUUUAAUUUCAUUUUAAUGUAAAGUUUGGUUCCCAAACAGUAUUUAGUUUGUUUACAACAGAUUUUUUUCACAUCGUUCAGAUGAGGAUGAAAUAUUUAGUUUAGUGGAGCGCUGCAACGUUUGUUUAACAAAUUAAAUAUCAGUGUUACUUUAAUCGUCUCUGUACUAAAACGUGCCGACUGUUGGGAUCAGAGAAAAGUUCUUGAUCCAAGAGAUGAAACUUACAGAUUCAGAGAGUUUCACUGCAGUGUGAACGGUUCGUCCUUAAUCUACAGAAGCUGCUCUGAUCUAAAAACACAAAACCAAAAACCAGCACCGUCACUUUUCUGUACCUGGUCACCAGUCCAAACACUUUCAGGUGAUUUAACUCCGGAUUAAAGGUUUAAAAAAGGUUCGUCACAAAAGCCUGCUUGCAUUUCUUAAAACCUGGAUUCUAAUUUACGAGUUUUAUCCUUCAGUUACUAAAAUCAUUGUACUUACCAAAAUAAAAGCUCAUGCCGAGACACUGACUAGACGAGAGAGAAACAUGAAAAGUCAGAAUAUCAGACAAACAAA
This is a messenger RNA of Centropristis striata (black sea bass), 8443 nucleotides long. Its product is annotated as C-myc promoter-binding protein-like. Gene Ontology annotation, molecular function: protein binding. Gene Ontology annotation, biological process: regulation of Rab protein signal transduction. NCBI's taxonomy places the organism in Eukaryota, Metazoa, Chordata, Actinopteri, Perciformes, Serranidae. Gene Ontology annotation, cellular component: cytoplasmic vesicle; ESCRT I complex. The record is from RefSeq and is a predicted model, not a curated record.